UUUUCUAUUUAAAUAAACUCGUCAGUCACAAGUCUAACUGCCCAGUGCCGACUGCCGAGCACAGGGGAGCAGUACUUCACUCCUUUUUCUUCACGUUGCUAGCCGCCAGGAAGUUGCGCACGGCAGCGGCGAUUCAGUUGCUGGAUAGUUAUUGGAGGAAGCCGAAGGAAAUAAAAUCACAAAAGUCUUCAUCUUCUUCAUCAUCCGUACUUUCAUCCCGUAAUUCUCGCAUAUCAGCCCUGUUAGUAGAAAUAGCAUGUGUGCUUAGCUUUGCUAUAAUAAAAAUGGGUCAAAUAAUAUGUUCCUACUUGAGGAAAUUUCUGUGUCCUAAAGCAAAAACAAUAACAAUAACACCAAGAGAUGAUCAUCAAGCCAAUGACUUAACCAAUUCCUUUUAUAAAUACUCAUGAGAAGCAAUUAGAAAGCCACUACAUCGACAUAUAUGAUCAUCUAUUCAGGUGAGCCAAUAUCGGGUUCGAGCACCGUCGAAACCAGUGAAAGUCAUUACAACAACUUGGAUGUUCUAAUUACUCCUCACAUUGUGGUUGAUCUGAAGAAUGGUGAUGAAGAAGAUGCUACGACGACGAAGAGGAGCAAGAAUAGAAAGAAAAAGAACAAGAAUGGAAAGAAGUUAGUCAUAGAUCAUGGUGAUAAGCAAGUAAUACCAGAAAUUGUCUUGGAAAAAAAUGUUACUAAUACUGUUAUUAGUCGUUUGCCUAGUGUUCCAAAAGAAAUAGUAAGGAAGAUAGGACUGUACACUAGCGCACAGAGAAUACUACUCGUUGGUGAGGGUGACUUCUCUUUCUCCUCUUGUUUGGCUGUUGCUUUUGGUACUUCGCAUAAUAUAACCGCCACUUCUCUCAACUCCGAAGACUUUCUGAUCAAAAACUACGAGAAAUUCUUGACCAACAAAGCAGAGCUCGAGACUCGAGGCAGCAUGGUCCUUCACGGCGUUAACGCCAGGAAAAUGGCGAAACAUCCUAUUAUUGGCAGUAUGGUAUUCGAUCGUAUCGUCUUCAAUUUUCCACAUGCUGGCAAAUUUGAUAGAACUGAUACUGAACUGCGUUUACAUCAAAAGUUGCUGAGGGAUUUCUUGAAGAAUGCAAAGAAGAUGAUAGGAGAAGAUGGUGAAAUACACAUCACCUCGAAAUCAAACGGUUUUUUUCUUGAGUGGGAUAUACCAAAGAUUGGAAGUGAUCACAAACUAAAUCUAAUCCAAGUAGUUAACUUUGAAAAAAGCAAGUAUCCUGGCUAUAAUACCAAGCGUGGGUUUGGGGGAGAUCAGAACUUCCAUUGUAUUCCCAGCAAAACCUACAAGUUUGGCCUUCACUUAAAUGAAAAUUCUGACAUCUCAAAAUACUAAAAUUAAGGCUUAUGUAACAACUUAUUUGGCACUGAGGAAUGUAACGUUUUUGCUUCUUGUUUUUUCAGCAUCAAUGUAACAGGGGGCCGGGGUUAUAUCAUAUGUCCUUCAAUUUGGUUGUUGAAGUUUUAUGGAAAUAAUUAUAAUAACGAUCCUAAUUAUGGCCUGUUA
Beta vulgaris subsp. vulgaris (sugar beet) is the source of this 1534-nucleotide messenger RNA. RefSeq lists its product as hypothetical. Gene Ontology annotation, molecular function: rRNA (uridine-N3-)-methyltransferase activity. Gene Ontology annotation, cellular component: cytoplasm. Gene Ontology annotation, biological process: rRNA base methylation. The coding region runs from base 443 to 1363 and encodes 306 amino acids. The record is from RefSeq and is a predicted model, not a curated record. The transcript has 4 exons. NCBI's taxonomy places the organism in Eukaryota, Viridiplantae, Streptophyta, Magnoliopsida, Caryophyllales, Amaranthaceae.